GGAUGAUGGUGGGAGGGAGGAGAGGGAUGGCGAGUGCGAAGGCGGUGGAGGGGGAUGAUGGGAAGUUACCGUUGAAGGGGGUUAGAGUGCUUGAUAUGACGAGGGUUUUGGCUGGGCCGUAUUGUACGCAGAUUUUGGGAGACCUGGGAGCGGAGGUAAUCAAAGUCGAGCACCCCGUCCGCGGCGACGACACACGCGCCUGGGGUCCUCCCUACGCCCCAUACUCGAAAGAGUCCGGCCUCACCGGCCCCGGCGAAAGCGCCUAUUACCUCUCCGUAAACCGCAACAAAAAAUCCCUCGCCCUCUCCUUCCAGCAUCCCUCCGGCGUCGCCGCCCUCCAUAAACUCCUCCCUACAAUCGACAUCCUGGUCGAAAACUACCUCCCCAACACGCUGGCGAAAUAUAACCUCGACUACGCCACCCUCUCGGCUUUGAAUCCGAAGCUUAUUUACGCUUCUAUCACGGGGUAUGGACAGACGGGACCGUAUGCGCCGCGCGCGGGAUACGAUGUCAUGGUCGAGGCGGAGAUGGGGUUAAUGCACAUUACCGGCUCGCGCGACGGCCCGCCGGUGAAAGUCGGCGUCGCGGUGACCGAUCUGACGACGGGUCUAUACACCAGCAACGCCAUUAUGGCCGCCCUCCUAGCGCGCGCGCGCACAGGACGCGGCCAGCACAUCGACGCCGCGCUGUCGGAUUGCCAGGUCGCUACUUUGAGUAACCUCGCUAGUUCGAGUUUGGUGAGCGGAGAGCGGGAUAGUGGGAGGUGGGGGACGGCGCAUCCGAGUAUUGUCCCCUAUCGCGCGUUUCCGACGAAGGAUGGGGAGUUUUUGGUUGGGGGGGGGAAUGAUAGGUUAUUUGGGAUUCUGUGUGAAGGGCUUGGGAAGGGGGAGUGGGCGGGGGACGAGAGGUUCAGGACGAAUGCGGAGAGAGUUGCUAAUAGGGUGGUGCUGGAGGGGAUGAUUGAGGAGAUUACGAGGGGGAGGACGACGCAGGAGUGGUUGGAGGCGUUUGAGGGGAGGGGGAUGCCGUAUGCGGCGGUGAAUGAUGUUAGGGAUACGUUGGAUCAUGAGCAUGUUAGGGCGAGGGGGAUGGUGGUGAAGGUUGGGCAUGGGGCGUGUGGGGAGGUGGAGAUGGUGAAUACGCCGGUGAAGUAUAGUGAGGCGCAGCCGGGGAUUAGGACGGCGCCGCCGCUGCUGGGGGAGCAUACGGAGGAGGUGUUGGGGGAGAUGUUGGGGAUGAGUGCAGAGGAGAUUGAGGCGAUGAGGAAGGAGGGGGCGGUCAGGUAAGUGGGUGGAAUGUCUGCUGUGGGAAGCAGGUUCGGGAGCUGUGAUGAUAGACAUGAGCGUGUAAGAGGUACACGCCCCCUGCUUCCGGCAGUUGAGGGUGCGCCUGUACGACUGAGUACAGUUUUGGACAAAGAAAGAUAUUAUUUGAGCAUUCCAACACAUAACUGUAGCUUAUGGGCUGCCAUAGAUUAAAAUCAACCUUUAU
Messenger RNA from Pseudogymnoascus verrucosus, 1491 nucleotides. RefSeq lists its product as uncharacterized. The record is from RefSeq and is a predicted model, not a curated record. Gene Ontology annotation, molecular function: catalytic activity. Lineage: Eukaryota; Fungi; Ascomycota; Leotiomycetes; Thelebolales; Thelebolaceae. The transcript has 3 exons. The coding region runs from base 3 to 1286 and encodes 427 amino acids.